AUGGCUGCUCACGAAGGAGAGCGGCGUGAGUCCGAGAAGGCCAAUCACCGGACGGAGGAAGAUGGCUCGUCGAACCUUGGAUCCGAAAUAUCGAGAGAUGUCGAGCAAGGAGAUGCUCUCCCGCCGAACGAGGAGAAAAUCACGCCCCGAGCCUCGCUGGAGUUGACGCGGACGGUGAGCACGGCGCUGUCGAGAGUUACGACGCGCAUGACCAACCGGCAUAUUGUUGAUCCUGGGCCUCCGCCUGGUACGGAGCUGACGAUUUGCAAAGACGGCGGUGUCAAAGCAUGGACGCAGGUGGCGAUGGGAUGGAUCGUUAUCGUGACUACUUGGGGCUACCUCAACUCCUUCGGCGUGUUCCAGACCUACUACACGUCCGAACUCGCCAUCGACCAAUCCACCGUCUCCUGGAUCGGCUCCAUCCAACUCUGGCUCAUCUUCAUCAUCUCCACUUUCUCCGGCCGCGCCCUGGAUGCAGGCCUGUUCAUACCCACCUUCAUCCUCGGGUCGUUUUUUCAGGUUCUCGGGAUCUUUAUGAACUCGCUCUGUAAGGAGUUUUGGCAGAUCCUUUUGGCUCAAGGCCUGUGCACUGGUAUUGGCAGUGGGAUAUUGUUCACUCCGUCCUUGGGACUGAUCACGACGUAUUUUAGCAAGAAGCGAGGGCUGGCUGUUGCGAUUGUGACGACGGGGAACUCGCUUGGAGGCGCUAUAUACCCGGUUAUUGUACGCCAGCUGCUGCCGAAGAUUGGCUUUGCUUGGACUGUACGGGUUAUUGGGUUCAUGAAUCUAGCUUGCCUUUGCAUUGGAUUGGCUUUCAUGAGACCGCGUCUACCACCUCGCAAGACGGGACCGUUGGUGGAAUGGAGAGCAUUCACAGAGGUACCGUACGCCCUCGCAGUCGUGGGCAUGACGCUUGUUUUCGGCGGCCUCUUCUUCGUCUACUACUACAUCACUUCCUACGCCUUCGACAUCCUGGGCAUGUCCUACGCCUCCUCAGCCAACAUCCUCAUCCUCUUCAACGCCAUCGGCAUCCCCGCCCGCCUCUUCACAGGCAUCAUCGCCGACCGCCUCACCGGCCCCCUCAACGCCAUCAUCCUCCUCAUCGCCAUCAACGCCCUCUGCGCCUUCACCUGGCUCGCCGUGCGCUCGGUGGCAGGCAUGUACGUUGAGACGGCCAUCUACGGCAUCGCGGCCGGAGCCUUUCAAUGUCUUUUCCCGACGACGAUCACGAGUCUGCACGACGAUGUGUCGAAGAAUGGGAUCCGAAUGGGGAUGGCUUUUAGUGUGUUUUCGUUUGCUGGACUGCUAGGGCCGCCUGUUGGCGGCCAGUUGUUGGAGACGAAUGGUGGGGGAAGAGGGGGGUAUGUGAGUGCGUUGGUUGGGGUGGGGGUGGCGACGGCGGUGGGGACGGGGCUGUUGUGUGUGGCGAGGGUGAAGAAAGUUGGUUGGGGGUUGGGGACGAAGUGCUGA
This is a messenger RNA of Saxophila tyrrhenica, 1470 nucleotides long. RefSeq lists its product as uncharacterized. The transcript is spliced from 4 exons. The record is from RefSeq and is a predicted model, not a curated record. Gene Ontology annotation, molecular function: transmembrane transporter activity. Gene Ontology annotation, biological process: transmembrane transport. Gene Ontology annotation, cellular component: membrane. Bases 1 to 1470 code for a protein of 489 amino acids. NCBI's taxonomy places the organism in Eukaryota, Fungi, Ascomycota, Dothideomycetes, Mycosphaerellales, Extremaceae.